GAAACAGAUAAAACAAAACAUGUGAAGGUACCGCAGAAAAAAGAUGCAUAAGGGAGACAAACCACUAAAAGAGAAAUAUAGAACAAAGAGACGAACUCGUGAUUUAGAUCAGAUCCACAAUGAUAUGAAAAGUCCAGACUCUUUGUUAAAGCAGGACGUUGACCUGGACAAACCAGGGGCUGCACAGUUUUAUUGUUUGACUUGUGCGAUAUAUUUUAUAAAUGACAAAUCCCUGGCAGACCACUUUAAGAGCAAGCCCCACAAAAGAAGGUUGAAGGCACUUGAAACAGAACCCUACACGCAGGAGGAGGCAGACAGGGCUGCAGGGAUGGGAUCGUAUGUUGCACCAAAGAAAGUCACAGUCCUACAGCAGAGUAAACCAAGUACAGAAGAAGACAUGGCGCCUGUAGACACUUGAUGCAUAGAUCUCUACGUGGGGGAGGGGGGCUUGUUAUGCUUGUGUAUAAUGUACUUGUAUAUGAAAAUGUCCUUAAAGUUCAUCCUAUGCUUUUG
Messenger RNA from Physella acuta, 513 nucleotides. Its product is annotated as zinc finger protein 593 homolog. Gene Ontology annotation, molecular function: nucleic acid binding; zinc ion binding; ATP binding. Gene Ontology annotation, cellular component: nucleus. Gene Ontology annotation, biological process: protein phosphorylation. The record is from RefSeq and is a predicted model, not a curated record. NCBI's taxonomy places the organism in Eukaryota, Metazoa, Mollusca, Gastropoda, Physidae.